Molecule: messenger RNA, 3679 nt
Organism: Procambarus clarkii (red swamp crayfish)
Lineage: Eukaryota; Metazoa; Arthropoda; Malacostraca; Decapoda; Cambaridae
Gene: Past1
Product: putative achaete scute target 1
Biological process (GO): protein localization to plasma membrane; endocytic recycling; endocytosis
Cellular component (GO): recycling endosome membrane; early endosome; perinuclear region of cytoplasm
Molecular function (GO): calcium ion binding; GTP binding; cadherin binding
Source: RefSeq, a predicted model, not a curated record
CGGAGUCCACAGUUAUCUCCACCAGUGGGUUAAGCUGUCACGCAGACGAACGUGGCCCGGGCUCCGCCGCCGCCAGCACCACCACCACAAUGUUCUCCUGGAUGAACAAGGAUGAGGCGAAGAAAAAGUCGCUAGACGUGUACGACACCGUCUUAGACGGCCUGAGGAAAGUGUACAAGACGAAGGUGUUCCCGCUGGAGUCGAACUACCAGUUCCACGACUUCCACUCCCCCGCCCUCGAUGAUCCAGACUUUGAUGCCAAGCCCAUGAUCCUGCUGGUGGGGCAAUACUCGACCGGUAAGACCACUUUCAUCCGCUACCUCUUGGAGAGGGACUUCCCAGGCAUCAGGAUUGGACCCGAGCCCACCACAGAUGGCUUCAUUGCUGUCAUGUACGGAGACACAGAUGGCACCAUCCCGGGGAACGCCUUAGUGGUGGACCCCAAGAAGCCCUUCAGACCUCUCUCCAAGUUUGGAAAUGCUUUCCUCAACCGGUUCCAGUGCUCACAAGUGAACUCUACGGUGCUGAAGGGAUUGUCUGUCAUUGACACGCCCGGCAUCCUCUCUGGGGAGAAGCAACGGGUGGACCGAGGUUACGAGUUUACAGGUGUCUUAGAGUGGUUCGCUGAGCGGGUAGACAGAAUUAUUCUCCUCUUUGAUGCGCACAAACUGGAUAUCAGUGAUGAGUUCCGGCGGUCCAUUGAAGCGCUCAAGGGACACGACGAUAAAAUCCGUAUUGUACUUAACAAGGCUGACAUGGUGGACCAUCAGCAGCUGAUGAGAGUAUACGGUGCUCUAAUGUGGUCUCUAGGAAAGGUGCUCGCCACUCCUGAAGUCGCGCGGGUGUACAUUGGCUCGUUUUGGGACCAGCCGCUACGCUACGAUGUUAACCGAAGAUUGUUCGAGGCCGAGGAGCAAGAUCUCUUCUCAGACUUACAAUCUUUGCCCCGUAAUGCAGCACUACGGAAACUGAAUGAUCUCAUCAAACGUGCCAGACUUGCCAAGGUUCAUGCAUAUAUCAUCUCAGAAUUGAAGAAAGAAAUGCCAUCUAUGUUUGGCAGAGAAAAUAAAAAGAAGGAACUAAUCAAGAACUUGGGUACGAUCUAUGACAAGAUUCAACGAGAACACCAGAUCUCUCCUGGAGACUUCCCAGAAAUUAAGAGAAUGCAGGAACAACUUCAGCAUCACGAUUUCACCAAGUUUAAUGUUAUGAAGCCCCGACUAUUGGAAGCUGUGGACAGAAUGCUAGCGGAGGACAUAGCUCGUUUGAUGGCCAUGAUUCCAGUCGAGGAGGCUGCCUCAAACAAGGAAAAUACUGUCAUCCGUGGUGGUGCUUUUGAUGGUGUGAUGAAUGACAACACUGUCUUUGGGUUCAAGAGAGGUGAGGGAGCCGAUGCAGGAGCAGGUGACCCUGAUUGGAUAGUUGCCAAAGACCGCUACAAGUAUGACCAGCUUUUCGACAACCUUAACCCUGUUGAUGGCAAGAUUACUGGUUCAGCGGCUAAACAAGAGAUGCUCAAGUCUAAGCUGCCCAAUUCAGUACUGGGUAAGGUUUGGAAGAUGUCUGACAUUGACAAAGAUGGCAUGCUUGAUGCAGACGAGUUUGCGCUGGCAAUGCAUCUCAUCAACAUCAAAUUGGACGGCAACGACUUGCCCAAUGAUCUCCCUGAGCAUCUUGUUCCUCCUAGCAAGAGAGGCUUCCAGGCAUAGAUGAGGCGAACACCAAAAUCUUAACGAGUGCGUUACAAUUCAUUGUGGGGUGUGGAGGCGGUGACGACGAUGAUCAGAUCACAGCUUUGAUAAGGCUACACCUGUUGAUAUGGUGUAUAGAGGGAAUGUUAGUGUAAAAAAAAAAUUAACUUUCAUAUUUAACUUUAUAUUUAUGUAUUGAUUAACUGUAAGCGAGUAAAGCUAGAAAUUGUAUAGAUUUAUAAUUUUUUUUAAAUAAAAAAUAGUUGGCAGAUUAGCAUUAAAGAAUGUUGUUCCUUGCCAUGUCUGCUACAGGUCAGGCAGUGGCUCAAGAAUUUUAUAUGACAAAUUAAAAACCAAAAAAAAAAUAUUUUAAAUCGUUUAUCAACAUGGAAAAGUCUUUACUAAUCAUUCACAACAUGAUGCCGGACACGUGUGCACGUAACAACCGUUUGCCAUUACGGAAAGAGUUUGUGGCAUACAUAAUUGCCCCAACUAGGUCGUAUGUUCUUCCUGACCAAGUUCUGUGUUGUGUUUUUUUGUUCUUACUCGUUGCCGGCUUUGGUGAUUUGAGUGAGGUGCAACUGUGAGUCGCCCAGUGGAUACAAAGCAUCUAGACAGUACUUAGAUGUUUUUGAGAUGUUCAGUAUUCAACAACAAAGAAAACAUAAGAUCUAGUCGACUAUCUACUCCCACUUUUAAAGGCUUUAUACCUUGAGAUAUUCACGUAAGGCAGUAUUUCAACAAUAGUCUUUGCUAAGUUCUUACUAGUUUGAAUGAUUCUUCUUGUUAUAGAUAGAACAUUUUCAUAUAAAUAUUUUUUUUUUCUUCAUUUAAACGUUGCAUCUAGAACAUUUUUACAGUUGGCUGUGGAGAACUUAGCAAGAGCUCUUGGUAAAUAGUGUCUGUAGCAUAUAGCCGUCAGUAGGCUAAUGUUCACGCAAGUGCCGCAAUCUUUUUCCUACAAGCUAUUCUGUCUAGAUAAUUUUUUUCAUAUGAUUGACCCUUUAUUGUAUAUCUUAUUUAUGAUUUUAAUUGGUUAAAUAAUUGAAUACAAAUAUGAUUGGCAAAGCUUUGAUAAGGUGCUAUUUCAUAGGCAAAGCUUGGCUAGGCUAGCUACAAAAUAUUGCCACAGUUCAAUAUCAGGAGAAUAUGUCAUUCCAUCAUUAUUUGAUAGUUUCAGUCUCCACACUGGAGCAAGUUGUGUUACUUUGGCUCUCACCGCAGUGGUUAAUUCCCAGCCCACUAGCUGGGAAAGUAUUUUAAGUGGAAAAGCAGAGCUGGCCCCCAGUUAGUUACUCAGCCAUUUUACCGAUAUAGGUUCAGAUCUACGACAUUCAAGAAACAUUUGUGUAUCUAGCUUAUAAAGUACUUUAUAUUUACAUCUCUUUAUAUUCACAGGUGAUUUCAGGUGAGUUUGUAAAAUGAAUUUUUUUUUUAUUAUAUAUUUUGCAGCCAGUAGUCGGGAGGCAUUCUGUAACCUGAACGACGAGGGAAAUAACCAGGUGGAGUAUUAGUGGAGUUUGUGUGGUAGAUGGUGCCGAUGGUCUGCCAGUUUUGUUAGAGCAGGACUGGGAAAUUUUGUUUCUGUUUGUUUUCCUUGAAGUUCUGCUAUGUAUUUCUUAAUAUGCUCAAGAAGUUUUUUAUAUUUAGGCCAAUUCGACGUGAUACUCCACUUCUGUUAUUUCUUUGCAGGCUUCAGAAGUAUUAUUGUGUCCCUGUGUUAAUUAAAAAGUUUAUUUUAAAAUUUGUAAAUUUAUUGUAAAUAAGCAUAAUGUUACAUACCCUCAGUUUUUACACAGCAAAGCAAUUGGAAAUGUCAGUCCCCCCAAUAUUGCCAACUCUUUCAGGAAACCAAAGAAUUGAUUCCUUACAUGCCUGUAAAAACUGGUACAUUCAGAGUAUUUUAUUGUUUAUUUGUGUAAACCAGCUAAAGGAAAAAAUGUAUAACCUCUAAGUAUAUUACUUUAUACAUAAAUUAUGAGAAUAUC